UGUCACACAAACAAGUGGAAAAGAUAGCGGGAAAACAAGACGUCAAUUGAAUUUGAUUUGGUGAAAACACCGUUCUGUCUGGAACAUGUGACGAGACCAAUGAUUAAAUUAUUUGUUUGGAUUGAGAGAGUAGAUAGUUUGUGAUACUACAGAGAAAGGACAUUGGCAGGGUUGUAGGUCGAGCACACAAUACUACUCAGUCGUGAUGUUGGUUGUGUGGCACGAGGACAAAUACGAAGAAGAAAAAAAACUGCAUCGUCAUUAAUGUGUCACGGAAGAUCAACUGUGAACCAAAAUCAAAUGAUUUCAUCAGCAGUUGGAUAAAGUGUGGGAAUAGGACUAUUUAUUAUUGAUUCAUGAAAGAAAAAAAGGGUUCCUUCAAUUGGGUGAACUUUCUGAUUUCCAUAAUGAUGGAUUUUGGACUCGGAGGCCUCAGGGGUGUAAAGGUUACGGAACCUGUCUGUACUAUCCCAAAAGGUAAACAAAUGUGCUAGCCUUGAGUAAAGUCCAAUGGGGAUCACACGGUGGCUGAGCAGAGGGGACUGAACCUGGCCUCAACCGAACCAACAAGAAAGACCGAACACUGCAGACUCGGAGCAUCACUCUCAGGCUCUCAGGUCGAGGCUGUGAUACCAUGGAUCUUUUCCAGAGCUGGGGGGUCGAGCUGGCGAUCCAUCUGCAGAGCAGAUACAGCAGCUACGAGGGCUUGUUUAAUCUGGCGUCCACAGUGGCCGAUCUGCACACCGCGUACUUCUGGUUGUUCCCAGUGUGGUUUCACCUGCGGAGGGACACGGCGCUCAGGCUCAUCUGGGUCGCUGUCAUCGGCGAUUGGCUCAACUUGGUGCUGAAAUGGGUUCUUUCUGGGGAGAGACCCUACUGGUGGGUUCAUGAGACGCAGUUCUAUGGAGGAGGAGCAGUCCCUCCUCUGCAGCAGUUCCCCAUCACAUGUGAGACUGGACCAGGAAGUCCUUCAGGUCAUGCUAUGGGGGCAGCUGGCGUCUGGUUUGUGAUGAUAACAGCGCUACUCGCUAUUGCAAGAGAGAAUCGAUGCCCCCCGUUACUGUACAAAUUCCUGCAGAUCAGCCUGUGGAUGCUGUUCGGCCUGGUGGAGCUGGUGGUCUGCAUGUCAAGGGUCUACAUGGCUGCACACUUCCCACACCAGGUUGUUGCUGGAGUCAUUACAGGCAUUUCAGUAGCUGUGGUCGUCUCCAAGGAGAAACGGAUCUACAGCGCCAGCAUGAGGACAUACUUCUUCACCACUCUAUUCUUGACCUCCUUCGCCAUCGGCUUCUACCUCUUGCUCAAAUCUGUGGGCGUGGACCUGCUGUGGACCCUGGAGAAAGCCCAAAAGAGGUGCAUCAGGCCCGAGUGGGUCCACAUGGACAGCACGCCCUUUGCCAGCCUCCUGCGUAACAUGGGCACCCUGUUCGGUCUGGGCCUGGGCCUGCACUCACCGUUUCACGCAGGAAUCAAGAAAACAAGUGCUGCUUUCAAGUUAGGAUGCAUUAUUUUGUCGUUGUUCCUGCUUCAGCUGUUAAAUACAUGGACAUUCUCCUCUGAAAACCACGGGAUUUUCUAUACACUGUCCUUUGGAAAGAAUGUAGCUGCACUUUUAAUCCCAACCACUCUGGUGCCGUGGGCUCUCUGCAAAGUGUGCAACGGUGGGAAAGAAGAAAAGAACUUGUGAGAAGGUUUAGACGGCGUUCUGGACAUUAUCUCAGAGGUUAUUGUGUCAGGUCUGGAUUUCAUCUGGAAUAUGUAUUCAAUGUUGCUCACCAGAAGUUAGAUGGUAAGAUGAAAACCACUUUAAUGUCUGCAUAUGCCAGAUACUUAACUCAGCUUUCCAUGUGGUAGUAGAAGGUAAAGAAAAGAGCCACUCGUGUUAAUAAAAAAAGACCUUUUUAUCUAUUGUUAUGACCAUCUUGACUGAGAAAUGUGUUAUUUUUCACCUGGAGAUGUUUUUUCUUGUUUGUUUAUAUGUUUUACCACACACAAUAAACACACAGUAUGAUGUAAA
Molecule: messenger RNA, 2017 nt
Organism: Solea solea (common sole)
Lineage: Eukaryota; Metazoa; Chordata; Actinopteri; Pleuronectiformes; Soleidae
Gene: g6pc1a.1
Product: glucose-6-phosphatase catalytic subunit 1a, tandem duplicate 1
Exons: 5
Coding region: 635-1687 (350 amino acids)
Biological process (GO): glucose 6-phosphate metabolic process; gluconeogenesis
Cellular component (GO): membrane
Molecular function (GO): glucose-6-phosphatase activity
Source: RefSeq, a predicted model, not a curated record